AUGGAAUUGAUGGAAUUCCUAUCGUCAGAUAGCGAAGACUCGGAUAAAGGUUCAAUGGUUAUAGUCAGGCCAGAAGACGUAACCAAUGUUGUUCCCACUUAUGAUGAAAAAGUAAAUGAGAAUCAAUACCUGAAAAAAUCAUCUAAUAUUGGUGAAGCUAAACAAGUUUCUUUUGGAGAAAAAGUAUUUGAUAGGGCCAACUUGGACAAAUCAAUGAUUAUUGGUGGAGAAAAAGAAAGUGUUCAUUAUAUUAGUCCAAUGACUAGGGAUAAUUUUGAGGACAAUAGAAAUUUGACAGAACUAGCUCCCCAUAAAAACCCUUUGUUCAAGGAUAAACAAAAUCGCGAAGUCAUUGAUAAAAGAAAUUCCUUACCUGAAUUUAAUCAACCUAUUACAGGUGAUUUAAGCGAAGAUAACAAAUUCCAUAAUCAGAGAUUUUCAUAUGAUGUUAAUAGACAGAUACCUUCCACAGAUCCUGGUCAUUUAAUGAGUUCUUUUUCACAAUCGCAUGAUACAAAGAAUAGUUUAGAAUUGAAAGGUAACUCAAAAAAACCAUCUAAACCCGUUACAAAUGAAGAAUUUGAUGAACUUCUUAGAAUACCGAUCCAAACAACCCACACUCGUCGGGAUACCGGAUUCGGUUUAAGAUCUCAAGACAACCUUUUACCUUCACAAUAUAUUAAUCCGAAGCAAGAUAACUCGGUUGACGACACACAUCGUGACGUUAGAUAUGGGUUGAGUUCUCAAGUUAACCUUCAAAGCAAUACAAAUAAGCAAGAAACUCGUCGGGACACCGGGUUAGGAUUAGGAACUCGAGACAACCUUUUACAUUCACAAUAUAUUAAUCCGAAGCAAGAUAACUUGGUUGAUGACACACAUCGUGACGUUAGAUAUGGGUUGAGUCCUCAAGUUAAUCUUCAAGGCAAUAAAAAUAAGCAAGAAAUUCUUCGGGACACCGGGUUUGGAUUAGGAUCUCAAGACAACCUUUUACAUUCGCAAUAUAUUAGUCCGAAGCAAGAUAACUUGAUUGAUGACACCCAUCGUGAGAUUAAAUAUGGGUUGAAUCCUCAAGAUAACCUUCAAAGCAAUGCAAACAAGCUAGACACUCGUCGGGACACCGGAUUAGGGUUCGGAUCUCAAGACAACCUUUUACAUUCACAAUAUAUUAGUCCGAAACAAGAUAACUUGGUUGAUGACACACAUCGUGACGUUAGAUAUGGGUUGAGUCCUCAAGUUAACCUUCAAGGCAAUAAAAAUAAGCAAGAAACUCGUCGGGACACCGGAUUUGGAUUAGGAUCUCAAGACAACCUUUUACAUUCACAAUAUAUAAAUCCGAAGCAAGAUAACUCGGUUGACGACACACAUCGUGACGUUAGAUAUGGGUUGAAUCCUCAAGUUAACCUUCAAAGCAAUAAAAAUAAGCAAGAAAUUCGUCGGGACACCGGGUUUGGAUUAGGAUCUCAAGAAAACCUUUUACAUUCACAAUAUAUUAGUCCGAAAAAAGAUAACUUGGUUGAUGACACACAUCGUGACGUUAGAUAUGUGAGUCCUCAAGUUAAUAUUCAAGGCAAUAAAAAUAAGCAAGAAAUUCUUCGGGACACCGGAUUUGGAUUAGGAUCUCAAGACAACCUUUUACAUUCACAAUAUAUUAAUCCGAAGCAAGAUAACUUGGAUCAUGACAUUAGAUAUGGGUUGAAUCCUCAAGAUAACUUUCAAAGCAAUAAAAAUAAGCGAGAUUCUUUGACUGAUGAUACUCAUCGAGGGUUAGGAUCUCAAGAUAACAUUCCAUAUGCACAGCGUAAUGAACAAUACUUAUCUGAUGAUACUCUUCAAGGUUUUGGGUAUGGAUUAGGAGGAUCUCAAGGGUUUCAACGCAAUAACAGUAAGCAAGAUUACUUAUCUGAUGUCACGCGUCGAGAUAUCGGACAUGGAUUAGGACCUCAAGGAAACAUUUCAUAUACACAGCGUAAGGAACAAAACGUAUCUGAUGAUACUCGUCAAGAUCUUGGGUAUGGAUUAGGAGGAUCUCAAGGGCUUCAACGCAAUAACAGUAAGCAAGAUAACUUAUCUGAUGUCACGCGACGAGAUAUCGGACAUGGAUUAGGACCUCAAGGAAACAUUCCAUAUACGCAUCGUAAGGAACAAAACGUAUCUGAUGAUACUCGUCAAGAUCUUGG
This is a messenger RNA of Funneliformis mosseae, 2177 nucleotides long. The record is from the annotation of a GenBank genome assembly. NCBI's taxonomy places the organism in Eukaryota, Fungi, Glomeromycota, Glomeromycetes, Glomerales, Glomeraceae.